This is a messenger RNA of Talaromyces rugulosus, 963 nucleotides long. RefSeq lists its product as uncharacterized. Gene Ontology annotation, cellular component: fungal-type vacuole membrane. The record is from RefSeq and is a predicted model, not a curated record. Lineage: Eukaryota; Fungi; Ascomycota; Eurotiomycetes; Eurotiales; Trichocomaceae. Gene Ontology annotation, biological process: basic amino acid transmembrane export from vacuole. Bases 1 to 963 code for a protein of 320 amino acids. The transcript is spliced from 4 exons.
AUGGCUUCGUCCCUACUUUACGGGGAAGGGAUACCUUCGGAAUAUGUAUCGCUUACGCCGCGCGAGGCUGCUUCGGGCAUCUUUGGUUCCGUGUCAUUGACCUGUUGGAUCUUCCUUCUGGUACCCCAGCUUAUCGAGAACUAUCGAUAUGGCAGCUCCGAUGGCUUGUCGAUGGCCUUUCUCGUUGUCUGGUUUGUGGGAGAUGUCGCAAACCUGGUCGGCGGACUUUGGGCCCAACUAGUCCCCGUGGUUGUAGCAAUCGCUGUCUACUUCUGUAUCGCCGAUGGCGUGUUAAUCGCGCAGUCUACAUACUAUAAAAUUCGCAAUGCACGUCGCGCGCAACGCCGGAGUAGCCACCAGUCUUCGAUCGAGCCCCCGACCCCGACGACACCUCUUCUCGGCAGAAGAUUUAGUGACGAGCUGAGCAUCACCGGCUCGCGACGACGGAGGUCUUCUGCCUCUUUGAGAGGCAACCAGCGCGGCAUUAACCCUCCCGACGACCCGCUUGCAAAAAUCGUGGAGGAAGGCGACUUCGGAGCCAGAGUUUGGAUUAAAAACGUUCUUAGCGUGGCCGGUAUUUUCGUUGUCGGCGCUGGAGGUUGGGCUAUCGCAUGGCAGUCUGGUCUCUGGAAACCUACGCCGCUGCGAGACGGUGGUAGCACUCAAAUGGCAGCUGGUGCGCAGGUCCUGGGGUACUUUAGCGCAGUUUGCUAUCUAGGGGCCCGCUUACCUCAGAUCUACAAGAAUUACAAUGAAAAGUCUUGCGAAGGUCUUUCCUUGUUGUUUUUCAUCCUUUCUUUGUUGGGAAAUCUCUCUUAUGGAGUAGGGAUCCUCGCCCACUCAACACAAAGGGACUAUUUCCUGACCAAUCUUCCGUGGUUGAUUGGUUCGUUGGGCACUAUGGUCGAAGAUAUCGCCAUUUUUGUCCAGUUCCGCAUCUAUGCUCGACCAGCCUUGAGCUAA